Messenger RNA from Mangifera indica (mango), 821 nucleotides. Its product is annotated as high mobility group B protein 3-like. Bases 149 to 592 code for a protein of 147 amino acids. The transcript is spliced from 8 exons. NCBI's taxonomy places the organism in Eukaryota, Viridiplantae, Streptophyta, Magnoliopsida, Sapindales, Anacardiaceae. The record is from RefSeq and is a predicted model, not a curated record.
AAUCCUUUCGUUAUUUUCGCUACGCUCUUUAACCGAAAAAAGGCCCCUCGAACGCACAAAAUAAUAAACAAGGAGCAAACAAACACAAUUUACAAACCAGCACAUCGUUUGACAUCUCUCAAAAACCCUAAUCGCUCCAGGUUUUGUCAUGAAGGGAGGAAGAUCAAAAGCGGAGGACAACGGUAAUGAUACGAAGCUAAAGAGCAGAGGCGCGAAAGCCGGAAAGCGGAAGGCAAAGGCUGCGAAGGAUCCGAACAAGCCUAAGAGGCCUCCUAGUGCUUUCUUCGUUUUCAUGGAGGAGUUUAGGGUGCAAUUCAAAAGAGAAAAUCCUGACAACAAAUCUGUGGCUGCUGUCGGCAAAGCUGGUGGAGAGAAAUGGAAGUCUAUGAGUGACGCCGAAAAAGCUCCAUAUGUAGCUAAGGCUGAGUCAAGAAAGAAUGAUUACAACAAGAGCAUGAAGGCUUACAACAAGAAAUUGGCUGAUGGAGAGAAUGGGGUUGAGGAGAAUGAAUCUGACAAGUCAAAGUCUGAAGUGAACGACGAGGAUGAAGAUGGCAGUGGCACUGCAGAGGAGGAUGAAGAUGAUGAUUAAAGAAAGGCAGAGGAGGAAGAUCCAUGUGGGACAUGAGCAAUUUAGUAGAAUUCCUCAUAACAUGAUAACCCCUAAUUAAUGUUUUAGAUUAGAUUAAUUAGAUUAGUCAAAAACAAAGCACAGAGAAAGGACUGGUUUCAGUGCACCCUAUCAGGAAUUCACUGAGAGCACAUAUGCUUAUAUACUAAUUUCCCUAAUUUUUAAUGAUCUAGUUUCAGUCUUUCCUUAA